AUGUACACCUUCCAGAGGAGUGACCCCAUCAAUAUCAAAGUCAAGACCUGGAUGAUGCUUACUAAUGAAGAUUGCCCGUCCUCUUCAUCCCAUUCUUCAUCAUGUUGGUUGUGUCACUGUCGGCCAACUCCCUGCUGNGUCUCUUCGCACAAACAUUUCAUCCUCAAUGGCUUCAAUGAACUUGGAGUUCUGAGGCCCGUCCUCUUCAUCCCAUUCUUCAUCAUGUUGGUUGUGUCACUGUCGGCCAACUCCCUGCUGCUGUAUAUCAUCAUUUCACAGAGGAGCCUCCACUUGCAGAUGUACAUCCUCAUGGCCGGCAUGGCUUGUGUGGACCUGAGCCAACCAGUGUUAUCUAUCCCCAACAUGUUGCUGAGCUUCCUGUUUGUCUGGAGGGGAAUCUCUCUGAUUGGCUGCCUGACUCAGAUUUACUUUGUUCAGCUUGUAGCAGGUUUUCAGUCCACAUUGUUGGUGUGGAUGGCACUGGGCCGCUACUUUGCCAUCUGCACGCCACUCCACUACCAUGAACACAUGGCGUUACCACGAUUCCUAAAGUUCAUGAUUCUAAUUAUUAUUAGAAACAUCUUCCUGAACACAUUAAUGGUGAGUCUGGCAGGAUCGUUGUCAUUCUGCUCUGGGAACGUGUCUGACCACUAUUUCUGUGAGCACAUGGCCUUAAUGGGACUUGCAUGCGGAAGCACCGCCAUAAACAACCUGGUUGGGCUCAUGGGCUUGUUCCUCAUCCCUGUAGCAAACUUCAUCUUUAUCACCACCUCCUACAUAGUCAUAUUCACCUCUGUGCUGAGUUCCGGUAAGUCGGGUGUCAAAACACUUUCCACCUGCGUUACCCACGUUGUGGUCAUGACCAUCUGCCCGACCUUCGCAAUUGUUGCUCUCCUGUCAUAUCAGGUCAGAAACGGUCUUCCUGCCGCCAUUAACGUUUUCUUCAGCACUAUGUACGUGUUGUUCCUGAGCUGCUUCAACCCGAUCAUCUACGGCAUCAGAACCGCAGAGAUCCAACAGCACAUUGUGAAAAUACUCACGUGUUGUCGCUUUAUCAAGACUGUGCACUAUUCUUAA
Epinephelus moara (kelp grouper) is the source of this 1077-nucleotide messenger RNA. Its product is annotated as olfactory receptor 52E4-like. Gene Ontology annotation, cellular component: membrane. The record is from RefSeq and is a predicted model, not a curated record. Gene Ontology annotation, biological process: G protein-coupled receptor signaling pathway. Bases 1 to 1077 code for a protein of 358 amino acids. Gene Ontology annotation, molecular function: olfactory receptor activity; G protein-coupled receptor activity. NCBI's taxonomy places the organism in Eukaryota, Metazoa, Chordata, Actinopteri, Perciformes, Serranidae. The transcript is spliced from 3 exons.